Messenger RNA from Anopheles cruzii, 633 nucleotides. RefSeq lists its product as uncharacterized. The record is from RefSeq and is a predicted model, not a curated record. The transcript is spliced from 2 exons. Bases 1 to 633 code for a protein of 210 amino acids. Lineage: Eukaryota; Metazoa; Arthropoda; Insecta; Diptera; Culicidae.
AUGUGUGUAUUGCGCGUUAAGUGCGUUUACUGUGGAAUGAUUAUCGAUUGUGAACGAAGCAAUAUGUCCAAGCUGCUGCAACAUUUGCAUGAUUUCCAUCCGUCAAUCGGCAACGUAUUCCGGUGUGAAGCGAAAAGUAAAAAUACUCCUUCGGAAGAUACUGCAGCUGCUUUUCAACCUACCGACAGUGACGAUGAAAGCUUCACUUCGACUGAACUAGAAUACGAUGAAACAACUGAACCAGAAGAGGAAAUGUUGCUCCAUCAUGUGUCUCCUGAUGUAAGCGGAGCGGAAAAUAGCAAUGAUCAUGCUUUGAAGAAGCAUACUGCAAGUGCUACAGCAAACGUGAACACCAACUGUCGCUCGCAAUCGUCGAUUGAAUUGAAAAGAUCCGUCCUUUAUCAGACAUCACUCCGAAGGUGGCUCCCGGGAGGCCAGCCAAUUCGCUGUCCAGAUUGUGGCGCACAAAGCGUUCCGAUCAUUCGGGCUCAAGCCAACGGUGUAACAUUUUCAUCAGCGGUCGAGUGUUUGCAUUGUUCACGUUGCAAUCACCUGCUGGGCGAACAGGAGAACCGGCCGACGCGCAUCGAAUCAAACUAUGAGUUAUCGGAAGUGAUGGAAACCGAACUUUGA